UUGUUACUCAUCAUCUACAACAAGUGGACGCCGCGAACUCAAUCUCCGUGAUAAUGAAAAUAUUGGUAUAUCUUAUACUUCUCUAUUUUUCUUCGAUAAUUAAAGCAGAACAAUGGUGUACAAGGGACAUUUAUGAUACCUUAUUUUGGAAAAAUUCUCAAGAAGAUUUACAUGUUCUAGUUCUUUGGUUUCCUGUACGUGAAAGUAUGCACAGUAACCUGACAAUGUGCUCCAGCGCUAAAGGGCAACCUAUUCAACGUCAUUGCAUGCAUAAUUAUGAAAGUCCAACUGCAAAUGCCACGUGGACGGAGAUUGACAAAAAUGAGACAAUACUUGAGUGUACAUCAAUUAUCAAUUAUUGUUUUCCUAUGAGUUUUAAACAUGUUUUCAUGUCGAAAAAUAAGGUAGUAAGUAACCACACUAAUUCGUGGCUACCGGGACAAUUGGGUGAAUACAGCAGAACAAAGGAUUUGUGUUUGCUCGAAAAUGGUCUUCCUCUAACACGCAAGUGCAUCUAUAAUCCCCUGGAACACGUGGCUGAUUGGGAAAGAAGGAAUAUGUCCAACACCAUAUGUUUGCGUGAUACUAAUCAGCAUAUAGUGACUCAUGAUCUGGAUGUAUUAUAUAAAGAAGUACAACAACAGGACAGAGAUCCCAUGCAGGAUAAUCCAAAAGCCAUCAACAAAUUAGCCGAUAUUCUAACCAAGGAAAAUACUGUAAGAAUAGCUGCCGAUUUGAGAAUAUCUACCAGCAUUUUGAAGGAAAUCACCACCACAGAUCAGCAGCCGGAAAUGGUGCCCAAGAUUCUGGCUGCAACUGAUCUCCUGUUGAAGAGUAAUGAAAGUGUUGUCACCACCUCUGUGGAGUUGGGUACACCCACCCAACUCAUAAAAACUGUUGAUAAUUAUGUUGACAAAAUGGCCAAUGUGAUAAUGGCAAACUCCAAAUGUCCAGCCAAUCCCAGUGGGGUGAUAAAAAUUAUCAAAGAUCUUGUCAAUAUUUUUUACAUAAACCCCUUGUGCUCGAAUAUUUCUGGCAUAGCGUUUUACAAUUUUGAAAAUCCAAAUUUGAAAAGAAACUUUGGCAAUAGUUUGUUCUACGAUUCAGAUUCCAAAAAAUUUUAUCGCUACUUAUAUUUGAAUCAAUCGCAAGAGGAUUUUUCUCAAGAUGGUGAUAUUGAGGCUGCAGUCUAUUUGCCUGAGGAGGUCUACAAAAAAAUUGUGAAUGAUGCAGAUAGGGGAAUGAAAAUGGAAACUAUGGUCAUCUCCUUAUAUAGGACACCAAACUUUUUCAUUGAUGAGACAAUUAAUAGGACAAAAGCUGAGAACAUUGUCUUAAAACUUUCAAUUCCCAAUUUUAAAGCUGAACUUCCCGGAAAUAUACCGCAAAUCUUUCAACGGCCCCACACAAAUGACACAGAACAGCCGCAAUGCGUUAGUUGGGACUUAAAAACGUGGAUUUCAUCAGGAUUCGCGUUGUCCAUACAUAAAAACCUGGUACUAUGCCAUACCAAGAGCAUCACCUCGUUUGGUGCCAUUCUAGGAUUGCAUCGUGGUCAAAAUGUCAACACCUCUACCAAAGUUCUCACAGUAAUGAUGGAUAUAGCUCAGGACUUUGUAUCCCUUCUUGGCUGUUGUCUUUCACUCAUUGGCCUUUGCUGUAUAUGGAUAACGGCCAUGUGUUGCAAACGUUGGAGAUCUGAUUCAUCCAACAAAUUCCUGUUGAAUAUGUGUCUGGUACUAACAUUGCUGAUGUCCUAUUUUCUUUUCAUCAACUUGCCCGAUCUACGAAAUCGAGUGGUGAAUGUAGAGAAUUUACAACACUGCAUCAUCGAAGGGGCCUUUUUGCAAUACAUAAUUCUGGUGCUCUUUCUGUGGAUGCUUUUUUUGGCCAUUUUACAAUAUCAACGCUAUGUCACUGUCGUUGCAGUCAGAAGGUCAGCACACUUUAUGGUAAACUAUAUGUUGACCGCCUGGAGUGUACCCAUAAUUCCCACAGCUUUGGUUAUCCUUUUCGAUAAUAAGUCGUACACACCUUUGGGCACGGGCGACGCUGCCAUAUGCUAUCCCACUGGUCUAAGUUUCUAUAUAACUGUGUUAUUGCCAAUCUCUUUGAUGUCCUUGGCCAAUCUGACAAUCUUCGUUUAUAUACUCUGCAGUCUUCGAAAUUCUAUGAGUAAAUUCCAUCACACUGAACAGAAAAAGAAACUUGAGAUACAAGUAAGGCUUUCCAUACUGCUGUUCUUUCUGUUGGGCAUAUCAUGGCUUUUUGGCAUACUGGCUCAUGUGGAUACUAGUCAUGUACUCUCGAUGCUAUUCUGUUUGACAUCUACUCUGCAAGGAUUUGUACUGUUCGUGUAUUUUGUGGUCAUAGAUAAGAUCGCCCGCGAUUCAUGGCUGGGAUUCUUUUCUGGCAGGGAUUAUUACACAUUGGAAAAUAGUUCCACGGCUACUUCACCACCGAUUUCACCGCCGCUAUCAAUAAGUUAUUCUAAGAAACGGUUUACUUUUUAAUUACUCAGAAGAGAACUAUUUGUAGCCAAAUAAUAUGCAAAAUAAAUACGCAAAUUGCCUUUUUA
Stomoxys calcitrans (stable fly) is the source of this 2578-nucleotide messenger RNA. RefSeq lists its product as uncharacterized. Gene Ontology annotation, cellular component: membrane. Gene Ontology annotation, molecular function: G protein-coupled receptor activity. The transcript is spliced from 2 exons. Lineage: Eukaryota; Metazoa; Arthropoda; Insecta; Diptera; Muscidae. Gene Ontology annotation, biological process: cell surface receptor signaling pathway; G protein-coupled receptor signaling pathway. The record is from RefSeq and is a predicted model, not a curated record. Bases 54 to 2513 code for a protein of 819 amino acids.